Molecule: messenger RNA, 853 nt
Organism: Cylindrotheca closterium
Lineage: Eukaryota; Bacillariophyta; Bacillariophyceae; Bacillariales; Bacillariaceae
Source: the annotation of a GenBank genome assembly
AUGGACCUGGAGAAUAAUCUCCCAAGCCCGCUGUUCAUCAUGGUUCUACCUGGCGAAAUGGAAGGGACUUAUCUCUUCAUCAGCCGGUUGAAGUACGCAGCCUUGGCAACAAACGUUUUGAAAGGACUGGUUCUGUUCUUCACUCAUCAUUUGGGGGAAUCAACGACUACUCGAUCCAACAGAGUUCUGGGCAAAUGGUUCCCUAAGUCUCUCAUCCAUACGACACGCCGCAAGGAACUUGUGUGGUGCUUGGAGACUCUACGGGCACGACCAGCCGACCAAACUCAACAGGGCGUUGACGAAGCUAUCGAUUUUCUGGAUGGGUUUGGCUCUGAUCCUCUUGAUGUUGGUGAAGCAAAGUUGGAAUUUGAUAUGGAUAUGGCGGAUGCUAAAGAUAUUGACGAUGGAGCUACGGUUGCUGGUGCCAUGGAUGAGUUGUUGGAAAAGGAUAGUCAACUGGAGGCUGCUAUCACGGAGAUUGAAUUCAAGGACAAUCUCUUGUCCGAACAGAAUUCUGCUUUGGAGGCCGAACGAUUACAAUCUGAACAGUUGGCGCGCGAACUUGCCGCAAUGCGCUUACUCCAACAGCCAUCAGCAAGCCGCACAGAUCAGCCGACUCAGCUUGACGACAGUGGGCCUUCCAACAAGUUGCCUACGGAGGAGGAUAUUCCUCUCCCAGAAAAGCCACACUCACCGUCCACUCCGGCACGAUCCAACAAUCCAGGUCCCCUCACCUCCCCACUGCCGGGAUCUCCUUCUCCACCUGGGCCCAAGACAAUGUUACCACCUCAGAAUGCCGCCACUCGCCCCAAAUCCUUGGUCGAGUCGGUGACUCCGGACCAAGCCCCGAGGA